GUUUUGAAUUUUGAACGAAAACUGACAACAGGGCAAAGCGUAAACGGCAAAACCAAGCAAACCCACCGCCUCGAGCCGGGAGGCUUCCCUACAUUGAGAACUGAAAAAUCGUGUAAAAGCAACAACGAGUUAUGGCUACAUCGACGCCAAAAACGCCGCUCCGUAUGCAGCUACAGCCGCUAAUGCCGGAGGACAUGCGUUCUGAGCUGAUCGCCGCACUGAAGGUACAGAACGUACAGAAUGUUCGCGUCGGAAGUGCGCGGCGCUUUGCACUGCCCGGAACGCACAGCAACAAAAGCCCGGCCGAUGUCCGAAACACCGAAGCGGACAAGCGGCAACAGCUGCGCCUGCAGGCGAUCCGCGAAAUUCGUACGUCCGAGGAGUCGUACCUGCGGCAGCUGGAUCUGCUGCUCGAGUACUUCGUGACGCCGUUGCGCACGAACGGAUUCCUCACCGAGAAGGUGCACAACCAAAUCUUUGGCCAGCUGGACACGAUACACAACCUCAGCCAGGAGCUGCUCCGCAAGUUGGACGAUGAUUUGGACAAUGUGGUGAAAGCGUUCACCAAUCUUGGACCAUUCUUUAAGCUCUACUCAGUGUACGCGUUCGACUACCGCAAUUCGCUCUGCACGCUGCAAUCGCUGAUGGACAAAAACGUGACGCUGAAACGAUACAUUGCCAACACAGAAUCCCGCCCGGAAGUGCAGAUGAAGCUGAUCUCGCUGCUAAUUACACCGAUACAGCGCAUCCCACGGUACAAGCUGCUUCUGCAGCAGGUACUCCUCUACACCAGCCCAUCGGAUGGGGCGUACAAAGCGCUGCAGGAAUCGAUCCGCCUCGUGGAACAGUCCGUCUCGCACAUAAACGCCGUGGUGGAGGAUUACGAAAACACGCAACGGUUGAUCGUGGUCCAGAACGCACUGACAAACAAAUCGCUCAAGCUGGUCAAACCGGGGCGCAAGAUCCUGAAGGAAGGUUUCCUGCGCAAGCUCAAGACGGACGGAUCGACGUCGCGCAAGUACUGCAUCCUCAUGUCGGACAUGUUCAUGUACUGCCGGGUGCUGAAGGAUGUGGAGGUUUUGCUAACGGAAGGAUCGAGCAUCGCUUGCAGCUGUGUGUUUCCGCUGAAAAAGUGUAAAAUUGUCGAGCUGUUCCGCGGUAACUUUAGGCUCACGUGCAGUGGCGAUGGUACGAUUUUUAGCGCCGACGGGGAAGGCGAAGAUAGCCACGCGUGGUACGUUGCGAUCCGGGAAGCGAUCGAGCUGCACGUGCAGUGCCGCAAGACGCUGCGCAAAAUGUCGAGCAACAGGAAGCCGAUGCGCAAGAAGCAUCUGCAGCGAUUGCAGCCGGAAGACGAUAUUAUGUGGCUGUUGCGCCGCAAGACGGCCAGUCCGGACCGGAUCCACAAGCCGGAGAAGGCAAGAAGGAGAGGGUUGUGGCCGUUUAGGAGCAUGAAUUGUUUGCAGCUGGAUCAGUCGGUUGGGGAGCCUUCGAGUGGAUUGCAGCAGCAGCAGCAGCAGCAACAGCAGCAAAGGCAGUACGUCCCGCUGGGUUCGAUUGGACAGCAUCGAUACCCACAGGCGGCCUCGACCAGCACUGUUAGCAAUAGUCAGCUAAAGGCUAUUGCAUACCCUUGGGGAACGGAAGCAAAUUGCGUUCAAAGUAGCGCACCAACCAACUGUCCCGCCGCAACAAGCCCUGCCGAGGAAGAUCACCCAACCGACGACGAUCAGGUGGAUAAGGAUGAGGAAGAUCAAGCGAACGGAAGCAGACACGUUCACUUUCGAUUUCCAUCAAAGCAUUGGCGUUACUGAAGUGAUUAGCUGCCAUUAAUUACAGGGUUUUCCAGGACUAAGACACUUUAUUGACUCCUUCUUACAUGAAAUGAACUUAAUGUAAUUGGGGAAAUGGACUCCAUAGCAACGUUUUUGGACAAAUCCAAUAGGAAUUUUCAAGGAGCCUGAAAUAGAUCAUACGAAAUACACUUCCCAUAAGAAAGAGUCAACGAAGUGUCCCACAACUAUGAGAACCCCUGGAAAACCCUGUAAUGAUGAAAGAGAGAGAAAGUGUGUGUGAAUGUCACUAGCGUUUUAAUAUUUAUUCCAUUUGUACGGCUAGAAGAAACCAUUUUAAUCCCUUUUUUCAUCUUUUUUUUAAAUGUAUCUGAAGUAGUAGAUUGUAAACGUCUUUUAAUGUUUCUUUCGAAGCGAAGGAGAGAAUAAGGCUUUUUUGUUGUAUACACCGAACAAUGUGUUUAUCUAUUUUAUCGUAUUUUUGCUGAAUGAAAUGCUAAAUAAAAGUUCUGAAAAAUGAUCAAACAAAAAUCACAAAAAUAUUAACCUCCGAUGCACAACAAAGUGCGACGAGGACACACGCACACAAACACAGACACAUGUGGACAAUUUAAAGAUUAACGUGUGCAGCACAGUCAGCAACAAGGAUCAAGGGGACACUUGUAGUAAUGGUGUGGACAAACCAAAAAAAUGGGACAAUAUUAUUUAAUAACACUUGGAACUAUCGAUUCCAAGCUGUCCUUGUCUGCCCACCUCCCCUUUGGGAGGAUUAAAAACCAAUUACACUAUCCAAAAAACGUGCGCAUGUAGUGUAGAGCGUAUAGAGAGGGAGAGAACGGGGAAAGAAUGUGUGUUGUGUUUUAGUGUGUGCUCUUAGCUAAAGUUAAUUUUUUGCCUUUUCUUUAGUUCUUUUAAAAGAUUGAUCCUUUUCGUAGCUCUUUUUCCUAACUUUAAGUACGGCUUUCGCUUACUACCACCUUUGACCGACACUCUAAUUUGCUUUUACAAUUAUUUACUUAAAUUUUAUAUUCACUUUCUUUAGAAAGUUUGCAAGUGUAGUCAUGUUCUACCUUUUUUGUUUUUCUUUGAAAAAUUUUGACUAGUAAUUUCGUUUUCUUUUUCUCGUUUGUUUGUUUGUUUUGUUUUUGGUUUGUUUUGCACCAUUUUUUGUCGUGUUUCGUCGUCGCGUUCGUUUUUUCCCCUAGAUAACAUUCUAUUCUUUCUUCACUCCUUUACGGGCUCUUUCUUUUCUCAGUUUUGCUUUCCUUUACAUUGAAUAAGAUUUAACUGGUUUAAAUAUAGCACAAGACCCCCAAAAACUAAAAAAAAACAGUGCUCUUUCCAUGUGUUUCUUUUCUUUUCUUUAAGAAAAUCUUGUCGUGUUUUGCACAAAACUCUGGAAAUGCUUCGCUGUUAUUUCUAUCCUCUUCAUUUAUCUCUAUUUUAUCUCAUUCUUUUUCCUACUUCAAUCCAAUGCAAUGCCAUGCUACGCCUUUUUCGCAUCUUAUUGUUUCCGCUAAUACUUCCUCUUUUCAGCCAAAAUGUGCUUUUUUGUUUUGUUUAUUAAUUGUUUACCUUACUUGUUUUCCUUGUUAUUUAAUUAGCUUUGCCGAUUUUAGCUUUAUUUUUAUCUUCUUUGUUUGCUAUCUUUUACUACAUUUUUGCUUUCAUUAUUCUAUAACAUAGGAAUAUUCGCUGCCUUACGCAUAUACGCUUGUUUUGCUUCCCGAAUUAGAUUUGUUUUUUGUUUUGCUGUGGUAACGUUACACUUGUUAAAUGGGCGGCGUGAUAUUUAAGUUGUGGUGGUCGACCGUUUAGUUUAUUUUCUUAAUAAAAAAAAGCAAACUGACCGAGUGAAGCUACAAGAAAACAACACGGACACAAAACAUUGUCAAAAGACGUAAUGUAACUUUAUAUCCAUUCCCUCAUAGGUGGUCGUUAUUAAGCGUUAUUUCCUUAGCCUUUGCUUCUGCAAAACCGUCCCCGAAUAACACACUUAAAUGUAAAUGACUAGUUCAAUGAAGGAUGGAGACUGAAAUGACUGAUUUUUUAUGCUAAAAACAGUUCAAACUAAACUAGUAGAAAAUGGGACACAAGAUAACACAACGGUUAGUAGUGUUAUCUUGUUGUUCAAGCUUUUAAAUGCUUUCCCAAAAAAUAUCUCCACAAACGGUUCGGUUCACGCACACACACACACACAAAACAGUGACAAAUUACAAGGAAAAACAGUUCCUGGGCGGGUAGUUUACAGUAAAUUACGUGUGAACGGAGAAAGAUCCUUAAACACUAUGUCCAUUUCGCUUCAGUUCCCCUACCGCCAAUCACCACCACAACCGCUCGGUGAGAAGAGAGUUUAAAAUGCUUUGCUAUCCCAACCUCUGCUGUCUGUCUGUUUCGCUUAGUGUUGUUACCACCGGUUACUUUGUUUGUUGCUAUUGCUUGUAUUGGGUAGAGAACAUCUAAGUAUGUUGUUAAACACUAGCACUGAUGUUUUACUAAGUAAUUAAUUCAUUAUUUGGGUGGCGGCAUAGCUGUCCUCGACGCAGUCGGUGAUGAUGAUGAUGAUGAUACACGCAUGAUCGCGUGUUGAUCGCGCAUGCAACAAUUCCCUUUUUGCGUGUUAGUCUCGUUUUGGGGGGAACAGGGAGCGUAUUUACUAAGAUCAUGGCUAUCGCUACUGCUAAGUACUAAGCCAUCCUUUCGUUUCGCCGAUCGUUCUAGUUAAAGGAUUAACUGUCCUUCUAUGAUCGUAAAGGUUGUUUUUUUGUUGUUGUUGCUAAAACUCAGUUCUGUUUUCCCGACCUUCCCCGAUAGCCGCUAGCACGUGUGUGUGUUUUAAAGUGUUUGCAACACGUGCAAGCGUUUUCUCACUGUCUUCAUUUAGAGAGGCUUGGGUCACACUGGAACCGCUUCUGCGUUUCAUUGUGGCGCGUGGACAAAGGAGCAGUGGGGGGUUUUGGUUUUUAGUUUGACUUUUUUACUUUUGCGCUCUAUAUUGUGUAGGGCGACAACUGUUGCUAUUAUUCUGUUCACUAGCUUUUCGUUCUUUCUAUAUAUUUUUGUCCAUUUUUAACGAUUUACUUUUAAUUGUGUUUGUUGUUGUUGUUGUGUUUCUGUGACUUUCUUUUUGUUGUGAGUUAUUUUUUUUACUCAUUUAUUUCAUCUUAUUAGUUUGCGUGCUACUUUCUGACCGGUGUCGUUUCGUGUGAGGUUAUUUUACUUUUUGCCUUUAGUUUUAUUGCAGUUGUGUGAGUUUUGGCUGUGAGGUUUAUGUGUGUUUUUUUUUUAAUAUUAAAUAGCUUUUUAUAUUAAUCAGUACUGACGGUUUUGGUUGUAGUGGUAGCGUGGUUUUUAGUCAUUAUUUUUUAAAACAUAAUUAAAUUCAUUAUAAUUUACUUUCCCAAUAUAACCGGUACCAUAAUUUACAUCCUUUGUUUAUGCGGAAAUGCGUUAGAAAAUGAGUUUGUCCUGCUAACAAACGAGCUUUAAUACACUGAAUUUCUUCUUUUUUUUUGGGGGGCAGGCGCUAAAACACAACAAAAGUUAAUCAUUUCACAUAACACUCGGCGUCGGUUUGUGUUUCUAGUUACAAUCGAUAAAAAGUAUGGGUAACGACCAUGGACACCACGGUGGCACGGUGUCAGCCAGCGUACACAACCACGCGCACACACAUAUGGGGGGAAAAAACCCCAACCGCCCCAUCAUAUUACAUGCUGAAAUUCAACACCACACAGAGAGAGA
Molecule: messenger RNA, 5534 nt
Organism: Anopheles coluzzii
Lineage: Eukaryota; Metazoa; Arthropoda; Insecta; Diptera; Culicidae
Gene: RhoGEF4
Product: putative protein tag-52
Exons: 2
Coding region: 132-1814 (560 amino acids)
Biological process (GO): intracellular signal transduction
Cellular component (GO): cytoplasm
Molecular function (GO): guanyl-nucleotide exchange factor activity
Source: RefSeq, a predicted model, not a curated record